AUGAAGGCGUAUGAAACCAAAUGGGGACAACUCCGUGAAGCCGUCCAAGAUGCAAGACCCGUUGGAACCUUUAAAACAAGUGUCACUGUUGUUUCUGGUCAGCUUGUUUACAGCGAUGUGGCAUCUCAAACAAUGUAUGUGUGGGUUGUGUUAGCAGUGGAAGUGUUAUGUGGAUGUUCCAUGUCCAUUGCCCAACCACCGACAGCCAUGUUCAAUAUUAUGGCUGCCACUAGUCAAAACUCUAUGGCUUCUACAGAUCCAAGCACGAACAUCAUCCGACAAAAUGGUCUGUGUGCCGACUUAUACAAGGGAAACUACAAGGAUGGAAACCCAGUAGUCUUGUGGACAUGUGGACAUUCAACCAAUCAAUUGUGGAUAUCGGAAUCAGACGAUAAUACAAUUCGAUGCAACGGAAAAUGCUUAACCACUUUUGGAUACUUCUCCCAAGCCGAUGUGAUAAUCUAUGAUUGUGACAAGGCUGACUCUGAUGCCACCAAAUGGGAAAUCCUCAGUGGUGGAACUAUAAGAAAUAUUAAAUCCGGGCAGGUCUUGACGGGAUUUCAAUUUACUCCGGGGCUUAGAACUAAACUAUAA
Hibiscus syriacus is the source of this 594-nucleotide messenger RNA. Its product is annotated as ricin-like. The coding region runs from base 1 to 594 and encodes 197 amino acids. The record is from RefSeq and is a predicted model, not a curated record. The transcript has 2 exons. Lineage: Eukaryota; Viridiplantae; Streptophyta; Magnoliopsida; Malvales; Malvaceae.